AUGUCGAGUUUGCAAGUCAACGAUCCACGCUCGCGUGGCCGCUCCAAGUCCCCUAGCGGUCGAAAAGAGCGCUCUCGGUCGCGCGACGUUCGCGCUCCUUCUCCGUCUGUGGAUCUUUCUUCAUCUUCGAGGACAGGGAAAAAAUACUAUGACGAUUCCGACUCAGCCGAAGAAAAGAGACGUGAAAAACGCCGAGAAGCUAAAUAUUCCAGUCGGAGCGGCCGUGAAACCAAGGAAUCCGGUUCUAAAUAUGAGAAAUACGACCUCUCUGACUCAUCGGACGAGGAGCGAUACCGAGCGAAGGAGCGUGCUAAAGACCGAUACUAUCAUUCAGAGGAAGAAGAUGACUCGAAAAAGCGUUAUUAUGAGAAAUCCUCGAGUCGGUCAAGUAAAUAUCAGGAUGAAGACGACAAAAGGCAUCUGGCUUCCAAGGGUAGCAGCCGUGGCCGCCAUUCGCCGACGUAUGGGAGUGAUUCCGAAGAAACGGAAAGUGACUCUGACCUCAGCGCACUCGCUUAUGGAGAUGCCCGGGACCAUCGCCGCAAUUACUCAUCUCAGGAUCCUCGGUCAUCGCGCGAUUCAAUUUCAAAGUCUCACAGGGUGAGCUCGACCUAUCGCCCAGAUGACACUAGUCGUGAGAAACCGGGCGCACAUCCAAGUUACUCCACACCAGACCAAUUCGCAUUCCAGCAACCUGGCCAGUACCCCGACCCAAGGCUCUACGGUCACAAUGGUGUUCAGAAGGUCCCUCCUGUCUUGCCUCCUGACUGGGCUCCUAUUCCUCCGAGCGAGAUGCCUGGUUAUGUGCCGCCGAGCACUCAUCCUACUAGCACGCAGGCCAUUCCAGGUGCUUUUCCCGGCGGCUAUCCAGCUACCGCUCCCCAACAACCCAACCCAUACUCGCAGGCACCAGCAUACACUUCGACGUCGUCGUAUGCGAAUCCACCUCAGUGGCAGUAUGCUAAUCCCGAUCCCAAUAUCAAGUAUGGUUCUAAGAAUGAUCGACCAAAUUACACCCAAAGUAACGAAAGUCAAUUCGCAAAGCCGUAUACCGCGAGCACCGAGCCGCAAUUCUUGGAGAUCGCACCGGGACGGUCUCGCGCCGAGAGCACCAGCCGCCAUGGCCGUCCUCACAGUCUAUCUGUAUCUAGCAAUCUUUCAGUAGGCGGAAUGAGUCACACAGGCGGCCGUCCUCCGGCCAGCCCGUUACUCGAAGCAUACAAAGGCACUUAUCAGUCUAUUUCGCCUAUGCCUUCGCCUAUCAUGAACCCAGCAGGCCUUGCUCACGAUGAUGAUAUUUCUGACCUUGAAGGAUUAGGAGGGUCUGGCUCGGAUCGUCGCCGAAAGCACAAGUACAGCAAAUCCAGGGACGACAAGAAAGAAAGAGAACGAGAAAAGGAAUUAGAGAAAGAUAGGAAGAAACACGGAAGACAUUCUAGUCGCGCUGGUGAAGAAGUAAUUUUGAUUGCACCAUCAAGCCGCAAGAAAGUCAUGUUCUAUGAUCCGGUGCCAGAUGCAAUUGCAUUGAAAGAAGCACUUUCUCAUCGCACUAGUGUUAAUACGACACCGCUUCUCGAGAUCUUGCCUAGUCUCACGAGCGAUGAAAUACUAACCCUGCGGCAAGAGUACAAGACCCACGCCAAGGUCCAAGGCAAGGGAAUCAACAUAGCCAAGCAUAUUAAAAUGAGACUGGGUAGCACUUCCUUUGCUAAAGUUUGCUACGCUACCGCUCUUGGCCGAUGGGAAUCUGAAGCUUACUGGGCCAACUGCUAUUACCAGGCGGGUACCUCAAGGCGUGAGCUGCUCAUUGAGUCUCUCAUCGGACGAAGUAAUUCGGAUAUCCGCGAAAUCAAGAACUGCUUCCGGGACGCGCGAUACUCUGAUGAUCUCGAGAAGUGCAUGAAGGCUGAAUUGAAAGCUGACAAAUUCCGUACCGCCAUUCUGCUGUCGUUGUCUGAGCGAAGACAGCCAGAGUCUCAGCAGAUCGACUUACAUCUGGUGAAGCGCGAUAUUGCUGAAUUGCAUCGUGCAUUGGUCUCUAGAGAAGGCGGCGAGACAGCGAUGAUAAACAUUAUCUUGCUUCGGAGCGAUUAUCACUUACGGGAGAUUAUGAACGAGUUUGAUACUCAACUUAAGAGAAAUUUUGCAAAGGAGGUCAUUAAAAAGUCACCAAACCUGGUUGGCGAAACGCUAGUGCACGUUCUCAACGGAGCGAUCAACCGCCCGAUGCGCGAUGCACUACUCUUACAUCAAGCUAUCCGCGAGUCUCGACCUGGCAAAGAGCGUUCUGAAUUGCUCAUCUCGCGGCUUGUCCGUCUCCACUGGGAGCCAAAACACCUGGAGCUUGUCAAAGAGGAAUAUCGUCAUCGGUACAAGGAGCGCGUGGAGGAGGCCAUUGCACAAGAAAUCAUCACGUCUAGUGGAGGUAGUGAGUGGGGUGAGUUCUGCGUCGAACUGGCGCGGAGCUCAUCCAAAUUGAGCCAGUUGAAGUAG
This is a messenger RNA of Talaromyces proteolyticus, 2493 nucleotides long. RefSeq lists its product as uncharacterized. Gene Ontology annotation, cellular component: cytoplasm. Gene Ontology annotation, molecular function: calcium-dependent phospholipid binding; calcium ion binding. NCBI's taxonomy places the organism in Eukaryota, Fungi, Ascomycota, Eurotiomycetes, Eurotiales, Trichocomaceae. The coding region runs from base 1 to 2493 and encodes 830 amino acids. The record is from RefSeq and is a predicted model, not a curated record. The transcript is spliced from 2 exons.